Messenger RNA from Nicotiana tabacum (common tobacco), 521 nucleotides. RefSeq names its product disease resistance protein Pik-1-like. NCBI's taxonomy places the organism in Eukaryota, Viridiplantae, Streptophyta, Magnoliopsida, Solanales, Solanaceae. The record is from RefSeq and is a predicted model, not a curated record.
CAAAGACAUUUCAACACGAACUUUUAAGAAUAUUAUCAUAAUAAAUUGCUCCAUUAUAUCCUCUGAAGAGGAACAAUGAAGAAAAAAGUUGUCAUUAAGGUUUCUAUUAAUGGAAACUCCCAUUCCAUCCUGAAGAAGUUUCUUAUGGAUUUUUUGAAGCUAAAGUACCUUGCCAAAUGUUGGGGGAACAAUUAUCAAGAUUCUAGAUCCAAAAACCAGAGCAAGGUCUUGUUAAUUGCAGCAAAAAUACCAGGGGUAGAGAAAGUAGCUAUAGAAGGUGAAGAAAAGAAUGAGCUAAUGGUGAUCGGUGAGGAAAUUGAUGCAGCAGAGUUGGUCACUACACUUAGGAAGAAAGUAGGUUUUGCCAACAUUGUGAGUUCUUGGAGGGAAGGAUGCCGAAGGUCUAUUUGGAAACAGCCUCUCUACCCCAAGGGGUAGAGAAAGUAGCUAUAGAAGGUGAAGAAAAGAAUGAGCUAAUGGUGAUCGGUGAGGAAAUUGAUGCAGCAGAGUUGGUCACUAUA